Messenger RNA from Gossypium raimondii (Peruvian cotton), 737 nucleotides. Its product is annotated as copper transporter 5.1. The coding region runs from base 157 to 576 and encodes 139 amino acids. The transcript has a single exon. Lineage: Eukaryota; Viridiplantae; Streptophyta; Magnoliopsida; Malvales; Malvaceae. The record is from RefSeq and is a predicted model, not a curated record. Gene Ontology annotation, biological process: intracellular copper ion homeostasis; copper ion transmembrane transport. Gene Ontology annotation, molecular function: copper ion transmembrane transporter activity. Gene Ontology annotation, cellular component: plasma membrane.
AGUCUUGUUCCAAGUUCAAAGUUAGGACCUUUUUCAAUUCUUUCCACCUAUAUAAAUUCUUCAACUUUUAUCUUUUAUUCCUUCUGUUUUAAAUUCUGGGAAAGUGAAAAUUUUCUUUUUGAUUUAACUGCAAUUUUCUACGAUCAAAAGCCAAAAAUGAUGCAUAUGACGUUUUACUGGAGCCGACAGGUGACUCUGUUGUUCACCUCCUGGCGAACCGAUUCAUGGCCGAGUUACGCGUUGACUCUCCUAGCAUGUGUUUUGGCUUCUGCUUUUUACCAGUACUUGGAGUACGUAAGGUAUCGCGUCAGGCGUGGCAGGAAGCCGACGGAGGGGACGGCUGAAGAGCCUUUCUUGUUGCGGUCGAAGGGAGCUGGGAUGGUGGGGAAGAUCGCCGGAGGGGUGCUAUUCGGGUUGAGCUCGGCUCUGGGGUAUUUGCUGAUGCUGGCAGUUAUGUCGUUUAACGGCGGCGUGUUUUUGGCCGUUAUUUUGGGGUUAACGGUUGGGUAUUUGGUUUUCAGUGGCGAAGACGAUGAUCAAACUGCUGGUCUUAAUAGCACUUGUGCCUGUGCUUAAAAUAAAAGAAAAUGGAAGCUCCUUUAUUUUUUAUUUUUAAUUUGGUGAUUGUACGUAGAAUUGUUUCAAAUUGUGUUAAAAAUGUUCUGUUUGGUUGGAGGGAAAAUGUUUUCACUGGAUUUAUGCUGAUUGAUCAGGAAAUGAAGCAGAGUUAAUGCCUA